Molecule: messenger RNA, 3162 nt
Organism: Solanum verrucosum
Lineage: Eukaryota; Viridiplantae; Streptophyta; Magnoliopsida; Solanales; Solanaceae
Product: alpha,alpha-trehalose-phosphate synthase [UDP-forming] 1-like
Exons: 20
Coding region: 28-2859 (943 amino acids)
Biological process (GO): trehalose biosynthetic process
Cellular component (GO): cytosol
Molecular function (GO): alpha,alpha-trehalose-phosphate synthase (UDP-forming) activity
Source: RefSeq, a predicted model, not a curated record
ACUCUCUUCAAAGGGUUUGGAUUUUCUAUGGAGUCGAUUGAAGAUACCCACAAUUCUCAGAACAAUUUGAUCCUACAAACAUCUGGAAUCAAGAAUAGUUAUGAUUCUACUGUUCCAUCUAGAUUGGAAAGGCUCUUAAGAGAAAGGGAACUAAGAAAGUCAAGCAAGUCUCAAAAUGCAAAUGAAGGCAUAAGAGAUGGCAACAAAGACUCAAAUGUUUUUGGAAAUGGAAAUGAACUGUGUCUAUCAGAUGGAGAUAGAAGGGCCCGAGAGGGAGAGCUUAUCGAAGGACUUGCAGUAUCAUCCCUUACUAAUGGCUUUGAGAGGCAAGAUGGGCGGUUACAAAGACAAAGAUUAUUGGUUGUGGCAAACCGGUUGCCUGUUUCAGCUGUUAGGAAAGGCGAGGAUUCAUGGAAUCUAGAAGUUAGUGUAGGAGGUCUAGUUAGUGCUCUGUUGGGUGUCAAUGAGUUUGAAGCAAAUUGGAUCGGGUGGGCUGGGGUGAAUGUAACUGAUGAAAUUGGUCAGAGAUCACUUACUGAAGCUCUGGCUGAAAAGAGGUGCAUUCCAGUUUUUCUUGAUCAAGAACUUGUUCACCAAUAUUACAAUGGUUAUUGUAAUAACAUUCUGUGGCCUCUUUUCCAUUAUCUCCCACUUCCGCAAGAAGACCGUCUUGCAACGACCCGCAGCUUCCAGUCUCAGUUUGCUGCAUACAAGGAGGCAAACCAGAUGUUUGCUGAUGUCGUCAAUGAGCAUUAUCAAGAGGGUGAUGUCGUUUGGUGCCAUGAUUACCACCUGAUGUUUCUACCGAAAUGCCUCAAAGAGUAUAAUAGUGAAAUGAAAGUUGGUUGGUUUCUUCACACACCUUUUCCUUCAUCCGAAAUUCACAGGACACUGCCAUCUCGAUCGGAGCUGCUAAGAGCUGUACUUGCUGCUGAUUUAGUUGGCUUCCACACUUACGAUUAUGCAAGACAUUUUGUUAGUGCUUGCACUCGCAUUCUUGGGCUUGAGGGCACACCUGAAGGAGUGGAGGACCAAGGACAGCUAACACGUGUAGCUGCGUUUCCUAUUGGGAUAGAUUCUGAUCGGUUCAUUAGAGCUCUUGAGCUUCCUGCAGUCAAGUACCAUAUCAAAGAACUGCAAGAAAGAUUUGCUGGAAGAAAGGUCAUGCUGGGCGUAGACCGGUUGGAUAUGAUAAAGGGAAUUCCCCAAAAAAUAUUGGCAUUUGAGAAGUUCCUUGAAGAGAACCCAGACUGGCGUGACAAGGUAGUUUUGCUACAAAUUGCAGUACCAACCAGGACAGAUGUUCCCGAGUAUCAAAAGCUGACGUGUCAAGUACAUGAAAUUGUGGGACGCAUCAAUGGAAGAUUCGGAACUCUAACAGCUGUCCCAAUCCAUCAUUUGGAUCGUUCUCUUGAUUUUCCUGCACUAUGCGCACUUUAUGCUGUCACUGAUGUUGCUCUAGUUACAUCCUUGAGAGAUGGGAUGAAUCUUGUCAGUUACGAAUUUGUGGCCUGCCAAGCAUCCAAGAAAGGAGUCCUAAUUCUAAGUGAGUUUGCAGGUGCAGCACAGUCUCUUGGUGCUGGGGCUAUUUUGGUGAACCCAUGGAACAUUACUGAACUUGCGUCUUCAAUUGGUUAUGCUCUAACAAUGUCUGCAAAUGAAAGAGAAAAACGACAUCAGCAUAACUUCUUGCAUGUCACCACUCACACAUCCCAGGAAUGGGCUGAAACUUUUGUAAGCGAACUCAAUGAUACAGUUGUUGAAGCUCAACUGAGGACUAGACAUAUUCCACCUCAACUUCCCUCCGAAGUGGCUAUUGAGCGCUACUUGCAAUCAAAUAAUCGAUUGCUUAUAUUGGGUUUCAAUGCCACAUUAACAGAGCCAGUGGAUGCCCAGGGAAGAAGGAUUGAUCAACUAAAAGAAAUGGAGCUUAAGUUGCAUCCAGAUUUAAAAGAACCUCUAAGAACGCUUUGUAAUGACCCAAAGACGACAAUAGUUGUCCUCAGUGGAAGUGACCGAAACGUUCUUGAUGAGAAUUUUGGAGAAUAUAGGAUGUGGUUGGCUGCUGAACAUGGAAUGUUUUUGCGACAAACAGGGGGGAAUUGGAUGACUACGAUGCCUGAAAAUCUAAGUAUGGAUUGGGUUGACAGUGUAAAGCAUGUAUUUGAGUAUUUCACUGAGAGGACCCCCCGUUCUCAUUUUGAGCUUCGUGAGACCUCACUUGUUUGGAACUAUAAAUAUACAGAUAUUGAGUUUGGAAAACUUCAAUCGAAAGAUCUCUUGCAACAUCUGUGGACAGGCCCAAUUUCAAAUGCUUCUGUAGAGGUAGUCCAGGGUAGUCGAUCUGUUGAGGUUCGAGCAGUUGGUGUUACUAAGGGGGCAGCAAUUGAUCGUAUUUUGGGAGAAAUAGUGCACAACAAUGACGUGAAGACACCAAUUGAUUAUGUUUUAUGCAUAGGGCACUUUCUGGCAAAGGAUGAAGAUAUUUAUUCAUUUUUCGACCCAGACCUUUCUCAAGUACAAGCACCAACUAUGAGAACCAAGAUAGCUAGUCAUCUUAAUAGAAGUACUUCAAAUCAUUCAGCUGGUAAAAGUGGGCAUCGGCCAGCUAGUUGCAAAGUUGGCCAGCAGGCUUCAACCAUAGACAAGAAAGCCGGCAGUAAUGAAAAUGCAAAUUGGUGGUCCUUGUUUCGUGAUAGAAUGACAGUCCAUGAAGGGUCAUCAGUUCUUGACCUCAAGGCUGAUAACUACUUCUCUUGUGCAGUUGGUAGAAACUGCUCUCUUGCCAGAUACCUUCUUGGUUCAUCAGCUGAUGUUGUGUCUCUAUUGAAAGAUAUGGCCUAUAAUUCAUCUUGCUGAGCUGUUUCUUCGUACAAGUUGAAGUCUACUAUUUGAGGCUUUCAAGCCGUGGCUAGGUUGACUGCUGAUGCUGCUUCACAUUUACGGGCAAACAGACACAGGGAGGGAUAUAGUACUAGUGCCUUCCUUUUACAACUGAUGGACCAUGUUUGUACUUGCAAAGAGUUAAGCAUAUGAAUAAACCGAAAUGUUCUUGUAGUAACUUUAGUAGAAUAAAUGUCCUAGGUUUCGUGGGAUUUACUUGUAAACGCUUUCCUUUUAAUAGUUUAAUAAGAACCAUAUGCCUCACUUUUUAAUUCCCUU